AUGUCUUGUGCUAAAUCGUUUACCUUUCCAUCUUUUUCAUUUCAUUCUUCUCAUUCUUCUCUUUGGUGGAGGGAUAUUAUGAAUAUUGGGAGGGGUUAUUUAAGGGACCCAAUUGUUGAAGGAUGUAGCUUUGUUGUGCGUAAUAGGUAUCACACUCUUUUUUGGGAAGCUAAUAGGUGGGGAGGAGGUAUUUUGAAGGAUGUUUUUUCGGAUGUUUAUGAAGCUUCUUGUUUGAAAGGUGUAUCGGUGGCAUUAAUGGGUGGGUGGGUGGAGGGAAAUUGGAAGUGGGGGGAUUUUGGGAUCUCGAGGGAGAAGGAGGCGGAAAGAGGACUUUCGGCGAGUAUGAGGUGGUUGAAGAAGUUGGUGGCCGAUUUCAUUGGUGUGUGGGAAGGGAGAGAUGUUGUUUCAUGGAAGUUCAAUUGGGAAGGGGUCUUUUCGGUGGCAUCUUGUUACACUUUUUUGGGUUUAGCUGUCAUUCCUUUUGGGCCACCAAAUGAGUUUGAGGAUGCUUUUGGUCUUGUGUGGAAGGCGGAGGUGCCUUUUAAAAUUAAGGCUUUCGGGCGGAGACUUCUUCUUGAUAGGAUCCCGACAAAGGAUCUUUUGGUGUAUAGAGGUAUUUCUUUUCCUUUAGAUAAAUUGAAUUGUUCGUUAUUUGGAUAUGAAGUAGAGAAUAGAAACAAUUCUUUUUUGGGUUGCCGGGUGGUGAAGGCAAUUUGGUUAGACAUAGCUCUUUGGGUGGGUAAAGAGGGCGAUAUGGAGGACAGGUGCUUGUCAAAUUUUAUGGAUUGGCAUCGGUUCUUCAAGGAUAAAAAGGUUAAAAAAAAGUAA
This is a messenger RNA of Vicia villosa (hairy vetch), 828 nucleotides long. RefSeq lists its product as uncharacterized. Lineage: Eukaryota; Viridiplantae; Streptophyta; Magnoliopsida; Fabales; Fabaceae. The record is from RefSeq and is a predicted model, not a curated record. The transcript has a single exon. Bases 1 to 828 code for a protein of 275 amino acids.